AUGAUACGCAUAGGCAGCACGGUGCGAAGUGCUCCCGCGGCACGCCUGUUCCACAGCAGCGUGCGGGCGCUGAACGGGGGGUCUCUUUUCGGGUUGUUGACUCCGCAAGGUUCCUCGAAGGAGUCUGCUGCGGUGAGCAGUGUGACGAACCGGCUGCAGUUGGCGAUGGAGUCCGAUGAGACGGAUUCCGAUGCGGUCUCCGCGGGGAGAAAGCUGGUCACUUUGGAGACGGAUAAGCCACUACAAGAAUUCAUCAAGGCACAGCGACCCAUGGAGAGGCCCGCGACGGAGUUGCUUCUUUCCCCGUUGAGAAAGCGUAUCUACGACGCCGUCUGUGAGAAGAACGGCGGAUUCUACAAGAGGGGAACCACCGUGAGUCUUGAUGGUUUGAAGCACAAGCUGGAUCUGACGAAGGCGGAGAUCGACGCAUUGGAACCAUCCGUGUACACGCAAUCGUACCGUAUCAAGUCGACGAUGAAGAAGGCUACAAUGUUUCUGAGGAAGUUCCGCGGUGUCGACCUGAAGAAGGGGAUCACGCAGUGUCAUUUCGCGCAACAACAGCUUGGUAGGGACGUUGGUGACUUACUCGAGCGUGCGAUGACGGAUGCGAAGAAGCUUGGAUUGGACGCGGACGACCUGUACAUCGCGCAGAUAUGGACAGGUAGCGAUGGUUCGUGGGUGAAGCGGAUUGACCACAAGGGCCGGGGCCGGAUGGGUAUUAUCCGUCACAGGUACAUCCACGUCAAGUGUGUGUUGCGGACGAAGAGUGUGACGAAGCGGAGACUCGCUUAUGAGAGGGAAUUGAAGCUCGAUGCGAGGAAACCGUGGGUGCAAUUGGCCGACAAGCCGAUCAGAGGUGUCACUGGCGGCGUUUAUAAGUGGUGA
Molecule: messenger RNA, 885 nt
Organism: Huiozyma naganishii CBS 8797
Lineage: Eukaryota; Fungi; Ascomycota; Saccharomycetes; Saccharomycetales; Saccharomycetaceae
Gene: MRPL22
Product: mitochondrial 54S ribosomal protein uL22m
Exons: 1
Coding region: 1-885 (294 amino acids)
Biological process (GO): ribosome assembly; translation
Cellular component (GO): ribosome; mitochondrial large ribosomal subunit
Molecular function (GO): structural constituent of ribosome
Source: RefSeq, a predicted model, not a curated record